CUGUAUGUUAACCGAUAGUGUUCGCUUUUAUACCGUAUGCUAUAUAUGAUUCAUUGCAAUAUACCUAGCUUCGACUCGGCAAUCGAAAGAAUGGAAAUCGACGUGAGAAAAGCAAUAUGGAAGAUGAAACGAUCGAGUCGUUGUCGAUCAAACUGUGUACGGUGUUGGAUGAUAUUGGAGUGACUGAAAAACUGAUAAACUUCAGAAGGUAUGUCUGCACUCUGCGCGAGGUUUACUUUGCAAGUCUGAAUGAUCAUAACAAGGCUGUAUUACACACAUUUGGUAGCCAAAUGGAGGGAUCUACCACACUCGGCAUGCGUUCAGACCUUGAUAACCUGUGCCAAGCCACCUGGAUGACUGCAUACACAGAACUGAAGGAUUGCCGACAAACCAAUAUUGACUCAUUUCUUGCAAUAAAAACGACAACGUUGUGUCCACAAUUUUACAGUCUACAGUAUGUUAUGCAACUACCAGGCAAUAUACUUUUUCCUGCCCGAAAAGAAUCAUGUGAAUUUUUAUUAUUGGAACUUCCUAUUAUAGGCUGUAUGUUUAUGCUAGAUGAAGAAGAUCGUGUAGUGCUUUCCAAUCAGAUUUAUUUAAAUUCUUGUUUUCAAGAUAUGAUUCUUGUUCACCCGAACGAUAAAUACCACCAACACGGACCGGCGCAAAAUCUUAAUGACAAUGAAGACUAUGUUGAUGCUGUACAAUGUCCAAAUUUGCCAGUUGAAUGUCAAGUUUUGUUUUCUAGACCAAAGCCUGGUCAUUGGCCUAAAAAGGUCACAAUAACGAAGGCGAAAGAGUGUGGAGUUUUCUUUAUUUACCCGGGAAAUAUCGGACACACAUUUACGUAUAACGUUGAACGUUCAAUGGUUUUAAUGAAUGUAAAUUAUCAAAGAAACAUCGCAUCACGUCAAUUUAUAGUUUCUACGAACAAGAUAGAACUUUUGCUGAUGUGUGACCUCAACAUUGUACAAAUGAAGGCAUACAUUCUCACAAAAAUGAUACGUAAACAAUUCCUAAAACCUAUCGUAGGCGAUCAACUGAGUACCUUUCAUGUAAAAACGGCUCUGCUAUUCACAGUCGAAAAAUACCCAAUGGAAAUAUGGAACACCGAAAACCUUGUGAAUUGUGUACUUUUUUCUGCGUUUUCUGCAAAGACGAUAUUGUCCACAUUAUACCAUUGCCGGUGUUAAUUUGUUUGCAGGGAAGCUUAAAGUCUGCGAAUUUGCACCUUUGAUUGAAGAACUGACGAACAUUAGUAACUCUGGUUUGCAAUGUGUGUACACGUUAAGCUCAGACUUUUUAGGUGAACGAUUGAAAUCAUUUCAAGCGACACCAACUAUUGCACCAAUGUCAAGAGAGUGUUAUUGGUAUGUUACCAUGAUACGAUUGUCGGAAGUUUUUGAUAGUCAAUUAAAGGCAUAUUUUGUCCAGAAUAGAAAACAACAUACGACGCAAAAGUUCCGAACACUGAUGAAACAGUUUGCUAAAAACUUGGAACAGUCAAUUUCAAACCGGGGAAAAUACCUUUUUGAACUUGAAUUCUUAUAUCGAAAACUCCUCAACACAAUGGCUACCACAGACGCAUCUGCCAAAAUAGCUGAUAAGAAACCCAUCACUGACUACAUUUACGAAAUGUACAAAAGUUCCUUGAGGUCAGGCCAAAUCUGUAUUUAUUUGAAAUAUGCAUCAAUGCUUGUCUGCAUACAUGAUAAUGAUAGAGCCGUGACUUUGCUUAAGGAUAUUGAGAGCAUGAUUACAUCAGAUAUGGUUCAAAUCUCAAUGCUACCUGAAAAGAAAUGUGUAAAACCAGUGAUUGACAGAGCUCAAAGUCUGGCGCCACAUGAAAUUGCCAAGAUUUUAGCAGCAAAGAUUAUAAUGAAUGUAGAAUUCACAACGCUCGAAAUGAAUUGUGCUCCAAGUCAUUUAAUGUAUGAAAUGUACAAGAUAUUAACAGAAGAUGAUGACAGGGUGCGAUGUAAUAAAAUCUCGAAGGAGAUUGCUGUCAUUGACGCCAAACCGUUCCUGUACUACCUGCAGUAUCUUGCACACGAAGAGACUGAAGGUAAAUAUUCUUCCAAGAUUAAACUUUUUAACUAUAUAGAGUCGCUUGAUAUUCGUCCCGUGGGUCUUUUCGAUACGGCAUACAACUUGAAGGGACAUAUUUUUGAAUUGGAAAAUGAAGCAUCAAAGACUUGGCAAGCUUACGUUACUUCAGCGACAUUAGUACCUCGCAACAACGCAGCUUACUGGCAUAUGUGCCGGCUGUUCAGUCAAUAUGUAGCUGACAAAUCGCCAUAUGAAAGGACAAAAUAAAUCCUUUCUUGUAAAAACACGAAAACAGACAGUGACGUUACAUCGGCUCUUCUGACCCAACCCUUCAAAUCAAUUGUUGAUUCCUUGGGGAUCAAAAUUAAACGUCAUUGUAACAGUUUUAAAUUAUAUAAACGAAUUACUUUUUAUUUUAUUUUCGGAGAUUGAACGGUGUGAAUGAACGCAUGUUCACAAAGUACUUUUAUUCAGAAAAUCUGUAAGUACGUUUACUGACUACCAUGAUAGGGCUGGAAUACCGUUGGGUACGGCGAAAGUUCCAAAUUAACAAAACAAUCAACAAUUAUAAACUUAUAGUUUAGUUGGCCACUUAGAAAAGCUAAAUAAUGUUAAUACUAUCGAAGCAUUAUAUAAGUAAACUUUAUGACAGUUGGUUUAAACAUAAAUUAAUUGUUAUGGAGAAGCAGACGUGUAGAAUACACGUUGUUUCAUCUGCAGUGAACCUAUAACAUGUUAUCGUCAUGAAAUUUAGAUGUGAAGGACAGUUUCCUGAGAUAUUUACUCUUGAAGCUGUGUUGUUGGGUGUAAGUUAUGCUGUAGAUUAACAUUUUGUUAUGCAGGUAUUUUUGAAACAAAAGUCAUUAAAUUAUGGUUUUUAUAACUGUAAUACAACAUUUGGAUUGUC
Molecule: messenger RNA, 2956 nt
Organism: Dreissena polymorpha
Lineage: Eukaryota; Metazoa; Mollusca; Bivalvia; Myida; Dreissenidae
Exons: 2
Coding region: 117-1193 (358 amino acids)
Source: RefSeq, a predicted model, not a curated record